Messenger RNA from Nezara viridula (southern green stink bug), 261 nucleotides. Lineage: Eukaryota; Metazoa; Arthropoda; Insecta; Hemiptera; Pentatomidae. The record is from the annotation of a GenBank genome assembly.
AUGAUAACGGAAGCCACGAUGGCACCGUUCACAGGUAUAAGGCAUUCUGGCGUUAUGGCAAUUAAUAUGGUUUUUCAAGCUACGAUGGUUAGCGUAGCUUUUGCCGCAUUCCUGACAAACAUGAACCUUCUUGAUCGGCUCUGCCGCUUGCCUCCUCGCAGCGAAGUCGAAGGGGGUGGGGUUCGCCCCCCAACAUCCUCCUUGGAGGAUAGUUACAUCAACAAAAUUGUGGCAAAACCUCAAGAGGGUGUUACAACAUAG